Folsomia candida is the source of this 1648-nucleotide messenger RNA. RefSeq lists its product as uncharacterized. Gene Ontology annotation, molecular function: protein binding. Bases 302 to 1516 code for a protein of 404 amino acids. Lineage: Eukaryota; Metazoa; Arthropoda; Collembola; Entomobryomorpha; Isotomidae. The transcript is spliced from 5 exons. The record is from RefSeq and is a predicted model, not a curated record.
UGCUGCUGCUGAGAAAUCAUAACAAUCAACAAAAGCCGACGUAAAAUUACAUAAAAUUAAUCCGUUCUCAAGUAAAUUUGAAAUUUGAGAUUUUAAUCUCCACAAACUUUGGAUAAAAGUAAAACGGCUCGGUGACAAAUUCUGAAAUUCAUCACCACGGCGAUAGAGUCACAUACGUUUACAUUUUGGUAACAAUCGUAACCCUGUUUCUAAGAGCAAAGAGUUUGCAGUUUGGUAUAUCGAAAAGUAGUCACACUAAACAUUUUGCAUUUUCCUUCCGGUGCUCGAAUUAUUAAAAAUAAUGGGGAACGAUUUCAAAGAAGACUGUUCCAUACAUCGAAGAAUAUUCAAAUGUACGGAUGCUGUUGUUAAACCAAAAUACAAUACGGAUUGCGAGAUGUGGUCGGUUAUCCUGCCUUGUCGGGAAGGAUAUAAGUACACUAUUGGCGAUAAGUUCAUCUUACGUGGGGCGCAGGGCGAAUUCGUCUUCCUGAAUUUGAAACCCGUCAAGUGGAACUGGAGCCCGACGUCACUGGUGGAAAUUUACUGUGAAUCUGGCAGAUACUUUAUCAAACCAGGCGAGGGAAAUCUAGUAAUGAAAAACGGUGUAAUCCUUGAUACCACGGCGAGAAGGUUGCUGUGUUUUGGCGCUGAGUUGGGGUUUGCAAAAUAUCGUAACGACAUUUCCGGUGGACUUGCCAUGUUCACUUUUGAGAAACGAGAGUAUGCCACUAAUUGGGAUCAGUCCAGGAUAAUGAGACAAAAUUCGGGUGGAUCUGGGCUGGAAAAUAGUGCUGGAUUGAAUUUCAAUCCGGGUCAAAAUCAAGUGAUAUUCUCCCACAUUCUGUCCUUUCUCUCCAUGGGAAACUUACUGAACGCCCGACUAGUUUGCAAACAGUGGGGCGACCAAGUGACCCCCAUCGUGCGGAAGAAAUCCAUCAUAAAUUUUGCUUCUUGGAUGAUCACUCCGUCCCUGCGAUUUACCCGGUACGUCCACGAAAUGAAAAACGUCGCACCCUGGCCAAAUUGGCAGAUUCACUGCCCCUACUCCGUCCCUGCCCAAGGUAACGACGAGAAAGGUCAAGCAACCAAGUAUUUCGCUGAUUUGAACUGGUUUCUCAACCCGCGCUGGGAACACCACGUGAAGACCUUGUCGCUAAGCGGGAACAUCCACUCCAACCCAGAUUACGGCGUUUAUAUCAAAAUCGUCACUCUCUUUAAAGAUACUUUGGAAGAAUUGAGUGUCAGCCUCCACAUGCAAAUUUUCCACGAUGAUGAACACCAAGAAAUCUAUUCUUCGAAGGGUGACCUGGUUUUCAAAAAUUUGAGAAAGCUUUCAAUCUACAUAAAUACUAAUGACGACCCGCGAACGUUGCCAUUAACAAGGGCGUUUUCCACACCUUGGAUGAAAACUUGGGCAGGCGCAGUUAAGCGUGUGGAUUCUUUGGACGUGUCCGGAUUAGCCUUGCUGGGGUCAAAAUUUGUCGAAGAAUUGCUAAAAGUGGGGGCUUAUUAGGGCCUACCUCAGAAAGAAAAAUAUUGAUUUCGUACCAAAAGAUAUCAACCCACCUAAUGUACCCCAACUCCGCCCAAUCGAAAAAUUCUGGGCACGUUCUAAGUCAGUAUACUCCCGGCUUCAAGAUGUGCC